Molecule: messenger RNA, 5984 nt
Organism: Amoebophrya sp. A120
Lineage: Eukaryota; Dinophyceae; Syndiniales; Amoebophryaceae
Source: the annotation of a GenBank genome assembly
UGUGGCGUCGUUUGGGCGUGUCUGGUGCAGUAGUUGUACGGGUUCUAGUGCUUGGACAGCAGGUUUUUCUUUUUUUGACUAAGCUGUUACAACUACUAGUGUUCUUACGGAACUAACAACAACCUUGAAAGUCUUCAAGAGUACAAGCACACAGGGAUAGGCUAAGUAAUACUUCAAUACAUCCACGAUGUCGGCGGAACAGGACAUCGAAAUGUCUCCUGCGCCCGCGGCCACGGAAACUAGCGCCAUUGCGCCGGCACUGCAACGAGUCACCGGCUGGAACGCGGACAUUGGCGUGUUUCCCUUCGAGGAGAGUCUCAUUUACGCGGCGUCCAGUGUUGUCGUCGUGCACAACAUCGAAGACGACUCCCAUAUGGAUGUGUCAGGAUCGAAGUCGUCAAAAUCGAAAAACUUGUCAUGCAUACUUAAAAUGUAGAGCAUGAGCACUGAAGGCCUGUAUUGGGGAGCAGGCAUAUGAGGCCGAUUGUAAGCCUGUUUAGGGGUAUGCAAUGUGCUGCCACAGUAGCAUGACAGGAGCAGCCUUCUUUCCCCAAAAAGCAUGACAGACUGGAUUUUGAUGCUCCCGAAAUUUGUCAUGCGCCACUUGAAAACUGAGGCUCCAACUGACAUCGAUUUUGUGCAUCGCAAAUUUUUCGAUUUUGUCAAUUUCGAUUCUGACACUCCCAUAUCCCAGGCCUUUCUGCAUCUGCAGUCGCCGGUCGCCGCACUGGGGUUCUCGCCUUCAGCCAGCUUUUUGGACACCUCGGUAUAGAACUUUAGUUGAACUUCGAGGAACAGGAAUCAACUAACUUCUCGUGAGGAAGAAGAGCGGCUCGCAUGUAGACGGUGUUGAUGUCUGAGCAGCAUGACACGAAGUUUUAUCCUGUGAACCAAAAAAUUGCGAUGAUCUUUACAUAUAGGAACAAGAGAUGAAAAAAACCAAAGGCUCCCCUCUCCUCUGCCACGCCGUUGAUUGCCGCAGGCGGGGUGAAACAAGCAGAUCAGGAGUUUACGGAACUCGUCGUCUUCAAGGAUUUUGGCCGCGAGAAGGGCUACGGUCCCUUCCUCUACCACCUCACCGAUAUCGAGCAGGUCGCCUUCGUAGCCGACGGUUCCAAAUUGAUUUCCAUCGAGAAAAACGCAAGUCACACACUCUGCGUCUGGGACCUGGCACGGCUGCGACGCGGAGUGGUGAUCAAAGGUAGAAGUUCUUGCAGGGCGGGGUUACUAUUUUGGUGUGGAGUUGUUGUACUUUCAGAGCUGUAGAAAUGUUGAUGCGGGUUUCAUGUGCAACGAGCGAUUUGAAAAAGGAUGAAUGAUGUUUCAAUCCCGACAUUGGUAACAAAAAGAAUACGGAUGCUAAAAGUACUAGAAGAAUUAUACGACGAGACAGAUUUUGUUCAAAAUGAAACAGAGAAACCGCUGUGGCAAGUGUCCGGGAUGCAGAGUGCGCUGAGCGUGGGCGCCGUCGGGAUUCGGGGGAUCACCGCGAUGCCUGUCGUGGACAGUUCCGAGAAGAUCAUCAAUUUCCACACGCUCAAGUACAAGCAGAACAACAACCCGGGAAAUAAUGUGGUCGACCGGAGCAUUCGCUCCGAAUCGACGGCAAACGCAGUGGAGCAGAGAUAUUUUUAUAAGGUAUAGAGGUUCAGUUUCAGGAGGGCAAGAGUGGACAAAUGCAUUAUGCAUAGCACAUGGCACCACAGCCACAGGAAGAGCAUGUUCGUGUAUCUGAGCCCGGCGCGGCUGCGCAUGUUCUACAUACAGAAAUUUCGAAAGUCGGCGUUUUAUCUUCAACGAAUACCAUGAAAAGGUCAAAUCGCCGGGUGAGAAGCCGCCGCUCCGGUUUAUCACGUGGGGCGCCCAGUGUGGCACGCGCUUCUACGCGUUGGAUCGCAGGCAACCGAAACUGAACCUGUGCUGUAGCAAGGCAAGCUUCAAUUGCGAGGAGCUGAACGUCUGCAACGCGAGCAUAGAGCACCGUAAGUUUUUUAUUGUUGGUGAUUGAUUUGGUGCGUCGCAUAUGCGCUGCAUCCGAAGUCGCCUUGUUUGUCAUGCAGAGUUCGAAUGAUUUUGAACAUGAUCUGCUCAAUUCUAUAUCAAAGAAAUUUCUUCUCUCAUGCUUUCUUCUAGAUUCCGUCACAAGUUGCGUGGUUCUUUCCGACGGAGUGCACACCCUUUUCGGCACCACAAAAGGCGAAAUCUUUUUUUUCGAGGACGCGCAGGCCUUGCGGGUAUUCACCUUGAACAACAUCCGCGCGGCGCCCAGUGCCCCGAUUCGCGCCUUGGUCAACGGCGCAGUCAGCGGUACGACGGAACAGAGCGAGGUGCUGAUCGGCGACCAAUACGACGUGCACCGGGUGUACGAAUCCGCAUUUUACGAGGAGGUCACCAACCACCUCAGUAUUCGGGGGCCCAGUGCCACGACGAAAAUUGCCACAGGGACGAGGCCGGCGAGCUCUAGUAGGCCAGGUAUAAUUCUUCAGCACGCGUCUCUACCUAGACGUGCACUUUGAUUUCUUUUCCCGAUAGUUUGCAAAUGUACAACCAACGGCGACGUCGAAGAUCCCUCAAAGCAUCCUCAUCACAUCAGAACUUUAAUUAAAGUUUUAUUCCGACGUGGUGAGUCGGAGUCCUGCUCUUGUCCUCAAGAUCAACUCCUUCAUAUGUAAAUGAAACCGCAACAUCAACAGGCACUGCCAGGUCGGCCGCUUCGUCCCGGCCUCUCACUGCCCAGCCGCUCUCGAAAAAACCGGCGGCGCUGAAGCGUGAGAACAUUGCCACGAUUUCCCUUGGCGGUGUGGUUUCCAACCCGAGCGUGUUGGUCGCGGGGAGGAAAUUUGAAGUCAAUGCCUUUGAAGUCAACGAAGCGGAGAUCUUAGUCGAGAAGGACCGGAGUCCGAAGAAAAAGGUGUUGCGCAACAUGGAGAGAAGGGCGCUGAUUCACAGAGCAGGUAGUUCUAUGAUAUUUACAGAUCAUUUUCAUGCGCUGUUGUUGUACUUGUAACGCGGUGACUCAUAGUACAGUUACUUGAGAUCAUGCUGUUAAAUUUGACACUUCGCAUGUUGACGGAAGUACAAGUAGAAAAUGAACAUCAAACGCUCAUCAAUAGACGCCGCCAACCUGCAGAGCACCAUCAACGACAAGAAGUAUGUGACCGCGACAAAAGUCGUGCGGAAAAGCGUAUGACAGGGAAAAUCUGAUGUACAACUCUCAUGAUUUGUUGGUUCUGCGCAGAAAGUUUUUCAUUUUUUGUCAUGCGCGACGAGCACGUGAGAGCGGAAGUCGUCGUAGAGCCAGAUACAACUACUCACCGAAACUUUAUCAGGAUUUUUCUACCUACUCCAUACCAGAAAGCAAGAACGUACGACUAUCUUUUCGCGUCAAAAGGGCAGCUCUUCCUCCUAAACGACGGAGAUGCGGCGGCGCAAGUCGUCGCCACGCAGCCCUGCCAGGAGUGCACAGGUAUUAAAGAAUUGACCAUCUGCAACUGCAGCUGCUCGCAUCAUCUUCCGUGCUUCGGCGUGCUGACGACGUGUCUUGCAUGAUGUGGCACCAGCAUCCGCAAAGAAAUGUUUCCAUGCACGUAAGGAACUUCACCAGCACCACACGACUCUCCACAGGUAUCUGUCCCCUCCCCGCCGAGGCGAAGUCCGGAGAAUACGCCAUGGGUUCGACGGACGGGUGGGUCCACUUCCCGAAGCAAGUGCAGGACCCCAUCCAGAUCCCGGGCCGCUUUCCCGUGUAUUCCGUCGCGGCCUCUAACCUCGUGAAGCCCACGAGACCGACGAGUGUGUUGCCGCACUACGUCGCGGCCGGUUGUGCGAACAGCAAAGUGUUCGUUUUUUCCCUCCCCAGCCGGGAUCUGGUGUUCAGCCGGUCGCUCGGUGUGGCGGGGGACGUGAACAUGACGAGCUGCGCCUUUUCCGUCUACAACGCGAUCCAGAAGAACUACAAGCUGGCGGUCGGGGGGCAGGACGGCGUAAUUUUCCUACUUACGUUGACAAACCCGGCCUGGACGGAAAACCCGCGGUGCAUUCUCGCCAACAAUCCGAGCCUGUCCAUCGCGCAGUCGGGGCUGAAGCGAGCCACCCACGCAAGCGGCACCGCGGUCCAGCAGCUCCGCGGCCACGCUACCGCGGUCACGUCGCUGGCGUUUAGCGACUGCGGAAAUUUCCUGCUUUCCGGCGGGUACGACGGGCAGAAAAUCGCCUUCGAAACGCACACGGGGCAGCGGCUGCCCAGUCUGUCUCUGGUCGCGGACUUGAAGUUCGCCCCGGGAAGGUAUUUCUCGAAAGAUGGAGCAGGACGUGGUGUGGAAGUGACUUCAUCAAGUGCUGUCUCGCCGUCAAAACCAGCUAGAGGACAACCAACUACCAGCAGCAGCAGUACCUCCGCGAAGUUUGCUUUUGCGCCGUCGAGUCGAACAGCAGGAUCUUCUUCCUCUUCUUCCGGGGCUGUUGUGGUACAACAACAGAACGUUAACAGCAAACCGGGAACAACAUCCCUCGAUCUCGCGAACUAUCUUCACAGUUCCGCGGUGCACCACUCGGUUCUACAGUACAACAAGAAGAAGCUCAACCUCUCCUCCACCUACAAUCAGCAGCAGCUCGCGGCGCGCCGGCCCACGAGCAGCUACACGACGCUGGCGACGGCCGGGAAGCGACCAAUCUGCCCGGUUUCGGAGAAGUUUUCGCACGGAACUACAAGCGCAAAAAUAGUAACCGGUGGACUGGGGAAUAAACAAGCGGGAAGAACGAAACCCGCUGGACCACGAACGUCGAGUGCAGUGGCAUCCAAGAAAACGCUGGAAAUCGAACUCGGGUCGGGUGGCGGAGGCUGCAUUUCCGCCGGACAGGGGCUGGUCACGUUUGCGGAUGGAGAGUUGGCUGGGAUCAGGUAUUUGUGGAACGGUUUAGAUAUUAGGAAUUUUCAGGUACAACCACGAUAGAGGCGGUCGUGCAGUUCUUUUUGCAGAAGUUGUGUAGUAAAUUUGUGUGAAGUUCGAAUCAAUUGGAAUGAUAAACGAGUUUCACAUGGUGAAAAACUUGCAAAAAUAACCCCAGCGGCUGCACGAGCGCGAUUUCGGGGGAGCAGGGCAUGGUGGUCUCGGUCGCCGGGGCCCAGCACCAAAUGGUCUACGGGUAGAGGGUAGAGUUCGGAAAGAGAGAGAGACGGGUUAGGAUAGUAGCAAAAUCAACAUGCAGAAAAAAUUGGAAUAGGAGUAGCUAUAGUACGGAUCACACUGGGAACAAGAACUGGCUUUAUGUUCAAUGGAUUUGAAGAUGUUUUUAACGCAUGGCGGUGCCUGCCACUGGCACAUUAUGUAUGCCUUGCAGCGACGCAAUAAAAAAACAAAAUAGUGAAGGGAGAAGAUGAACAGAAGAAGAAUACAUAAUACCACCUCUGAAUAAAUCUAGCGAUCUUUAUUUGAAUUUAUAGGCCUGUCGCACGCGGCUCGAAGGUCAAUCAUGAUGCCCGUCGGUAGCUGCUGAGACAGUUACUGACCCGGGUUUUUGCGCUGGGCUUUUAGGACCGUGGUCAGCAAACGCAAACUUUUAAUUUGAAUUGUGAAACUACCGGAUUUGUUUUUGAACUCUGCCACAAGGUUGACAUCAUUGAUUCAAGUUGCAAAGGAUGGAUUUUUCUCUAUUCGCGAACUUCAGUUUUUGGAACUAUUUGAGGCCGAUCUAUACUAAGUGACAUUUAUUUAAAGGGGAAACCAAACGUGAUGAAGAGGUGCUGAAAACAAGGCGUCAGAGUUCGGCUUCAAGCUACGAAGUGGUGAAUGUCGUGAAUACGGUGAAAGAACGGAAAUAGUGAGCUUUUUUACAAUAUGCACAGUAUUGGACUAUUGGAAUUUUGUUUUCUACCGGAUAAUUGUUGUAGUUGAAAUGAUAUGAACACUGAAACUUCUCAGCAGCGGCUUUGUGUCGCUACUCCAUGGAAUUUCGCUACAAAAAAGCAAGUAUGUGACAGGGAU